Aspergillus clavatus NRRL 1 is the source of this 2217-nucleotide messenger RNA. RefSeq names its product anoctamin family protein. The coding region runs from base 1 to 2217 and encodes 738 amino acids. Gene Ontology annotation, molecular function: chloride channel activity. Gene Ontology annotation, biological process: chloride transmembrane transport. Lineage: Eukaryota; Fungi; Ascomycota; Eurotiomycetes; Eurotiales; Aspergillaceae. Gene Ontology annotation, cellular component: cortical endoplasmic reticulum. The transcript has 5 exons. The record is from RefSeq and is a predicted model, not a curated record.
AUGGCUAACGUCCCGGCCCCCAAGGCCGUUCAGGAGAACCACCAUGUGGAUUACGUCAUCCGCUGCAGCUUUGGAGACACCGACGUCUCGCAGGCGGUCAAGAGGUUUGAGGUGCUUCUGCUGGAGCUCUCCGAGGUUGGCUUGCAGACCGAGGUGCGGCAGGGUGACGAGUCGUCUCUCCUGAUUUUUGUCCGCGCCGCAAGCAAGAGUAAGCUGAAGCGGGCAGUCUAUCAGUCACGUGUGCGAGACUGGCUGUAUGGCGUCCGGAGCGUCGAACCCGAACCAGCGAGCUCUGCUAUGCCUCACUCGGAGGCCGAGCGCCUGCGUGUUAUCUACCGCAUGAUCACGGCAUCCAAGGAGGAGGGCGGUGCAGGAAUCACCCCCAAGCACGGAGAAUGGCAGAAUGUCGAUUCGAUUUUCCCGCUGCACGACGAGGAGACCAAUAGACAGUGCAUCAGAGAUUGGAGCCAAAAGACGUUCUUGUCGACGGAGGACCUGGAUCAGAUUCGCAACACCUUUGGAGAGCAUGUCGGCUUCUAUUUCGCCUUCUUACAGUCGUAUUUCCGGUUCCUGAUUUUCCCUGCGGUGUUCGGUUUCUCCUGCUGGCUGCUGCUGGGGUCUUUCUCUAUCAUCUAUACCGUGGUGAACUGUCUCUGGACAAUCGUCUUUAUCGAGUACUGGAAGCGCCAGGAGAACGAUCUCAGUUGCCGGUGGCAGACCAAGGGCGUCUCUGCGGUCCAAGAGAAACGAAGAGAAUUCGCGCCGGAACGGCAGGUCGUUGAUGAAAGUACCGGCGAAGUUUGCGGGGUGUUCCCGGCCAUGAAGCGGAUGUACCGCCAGCUCCUUCAGGUUCCGUUUGCCCUGCUUGCCGUUAUUGCCUUGGGCGCCAUCAUCGCCACCUGUUUUGCAAUCGAGAUCUUUAUUUCGGAGGUUUACAGCGGCCCAUUCAAGCAGUAUUUGGUGUUCAUCCCGACUGUCCUGCUGUCCGCGCUUGUGCCCACCAUGAGCGCCGUUUUGCUGUCCGUGGCGACCAAACUCAACGACUAUGAGAAUUACGAGACGCAGGAUGCUUAUAAUGCGGCACUGACGCAGAAGAUCUUCGUGGUCAAUUUCAUCACCUCCUAUCUCCCAGUGUUCUUGACAGCCUUUGUUUACGUGCCCUUUGCUAGCCGUAUCGUGCCAUACCUCGAUGUGUUCCAAAUGACAGUUCGGCCGUUCGUGUCAAAGGAGCAUGCCACAAAACUACGCACUAAUUUUACGAUUGAUCCGGACCGCCUUCGAAAGCAAGUUAUCUACUUCACGGUCACAGCCCAGAUUGUCGGCUUUGCACUGGAAAACAUCGUCCCCUUUGUCAAGCAGCGUCUUUGCCGCAAGUACAAGGCCUAUGCCCAAAAGCAGCAUGCGAAGACCGAGACGGGCAACGGCAAAGGUUCCGAAGAGAAGAAGCGCAUUUCUUUCGGGGAUGAUGAAGAGGAAGCCAAGUUCCUCACUCGCGUCCGCAACGAAGCCGAGUUGUCGGAGUAUGACGUCACAGACGACUUGCGCGAGAUGUGUAUUCAGUUUGGAUAUCUGGCCCUCUUCUCUCCUGUCUGGCCCCUCGUACCUGUUUCCUUCCUAGUCAACAACUGGAUUGAACUCCGGUCCGAUUUCUUCAAGAUCUGCGUCGAGUGCAAGAGACCCUGGCCACAGCGCGCGGAUACCAUUGGACCCUGGUUGGACAGCCUGGGCUUCUUGUCAUGGGUGGGAAGCAUCACCAGCGCAGCCCUCGUUUACAUGUUCAGCAACGGCCACGAGGGUCCCAAUGGCGAGCCUGCGGCGAUCAAGGGCUGGGCUCUGCUAUUGACCAUCUUCUUCUCUGAGCAUAUCUACCUGGCGGUGCGGUACGCCGUGCGAGCUGCCAUGGGGAAGAUUGAAGGCCCGAACGAACGCCGUGAACGCACGGACCGCUUCAUGAUCCGCAAGAGAUACAUCGACUCUGUAAUCCUUGCGGAGAGCGAUAGCGACGAGCCUGACAAUGUCAAGGAUGUGGUGGAUUCUGUCCCUCCGUCUCAGAUUACGCGGGAAACUCUGGAGGAAGAGGCCAGGAACUGGUCCAAGCAGGGCACGGACCCCACGGAACGCUUCUGGAUGAGACAAAGGGGCUGGAAAGAGUCCGCGGAGGUUGGGUUGAGUCUCAUCACGCAGCUCAAGGCUGCCGAGAGCAAGAAGCAGCAGUAG